Anthostomella pinea is the source of this 1761-nucleotide messenger RNA. The record is from the annotation of a GenBank genome assembly. NCBI's taxonomy places the organism in Eukaryota, Fungi, Ascomycota, Sordariomycetes, Xylariales, Xylariaceae.
AUGGCUUGGUCCAAAACCACCCGCAUCAGCAUCAUGCUGGCCAUCGAUAUCGCCUUCUUCCUUGUGGAGUUAAUAUCAGGCUUCAUGGUCCAUUCCCUAGCCUUGAUGGCUGAUGCAUUCCACAUGCUGAACGACAUCAUCUCCCUGAUCAUUGGCCUGUGGGCAGUGACGGUCGCCAAAAGAGCAACCACCAACAAGUUCUCCUACGGAUGGGUGCGCGCUGAGAUACUUGGUGCUUUCUUCAAUGCCGUAUUCUUGAUCGCGCUGUGCGUCUCCAUCAUACUCGAAGCGUUGACUCGGUUCAUCGAGCCCCAAGAAGUCUCGAACCCGAAGCUCAUCCUCAUUGUCGGUUGCUGCGGUUUGGCCUCCAACCUCGCCGGUUUCAUGGUCCUGGGAGGCCACGGUCACGACCACGGGCAUGAUCACGCGCAUGGCGAUGGCCACGUACACGACCACGUCCCCAAGCAUGACAGUAUUUCCGCAGCCGAAGAGGGAAGGGCAAACGCUAUACAGGCGCUUGCGGACGAGAACGGUCCGAUAACAGAUAUCCUGCCCGAGGUCGUUCUGGCGAGGACACAAGCUAAACCCACCUCGCCCGAGACGGUUCGCCGAAUUCAGUUCGAUCGGUCCGUGAGUGCACAGAGAUCGGAGAAUAGCCGAAGAUCGACGUCGAAGGGACAAGGGCGACGACGUGCAGGUAGCAACCAUAGUCGCCUCGCUAGUAUCGACGACCUUAGCAUCCACCCUGCUAGUUUUAGACAGGACAUCAUCGACCACAGCAGAUCAAACCGCGACGAAGACGAGACUGACGAGAGUUCUGCCUCGGACGAUGCCACCGUCGAUACCGUCAUUCGCGAUGAAUCAGAUGUGGAUGAGAACACGCCUCUGAUGGCGAAUGGUAACGGAAAGGACAACGGAGCUAUCGGUAAGGACAAGCACACUCACUCGAGGUCCCGUCACCGGCGCGACUCUGCAGUUCACGAGGAGCAUCACCACAAUAGACCCAGCUCCAAGACAGUGAAGAGUCACGGACACAACCACGCUGAUAUGGGCAUGAAUGCUAUGGUUCUCCACGUCUUGGGCGAUGCCUUGGGCAAUGUUGGUGUCAUCGUAACGGCGCUGAUCAUUUGGCUUACGGACUGGCCUGGACGUUACUAUGCCGAUCCUGCUGUGUCUCUGUUCAUUACUAUGAUCAUUUUGAAGUCAGCUAUCCCCCUCACAAAGGCGACCUCGAAGGUGCUGCUACAGGCCACUCCGGACCAUAUUGACCUCCAAGACAUCAAGGAGGACAUACAGAACUUGCCCGGGGUCAUCAGCUGCCAUCACGUUCACAUUUGGCAGCUCUCGGACACGAAGGUGGUGGCUUCGAUGCACAUCCAAAUCACCUUUCCUAUCACGGACGAAGGCGGAGUUAAGUACAUGAAGCUAGCCAAACAGGCACGUCGAUGUCUUCAUGCGUACGGCAUCCACAGCGCCACAAUCCAACCGGAAUUCUGUCUAGACCAGGACUGCAACCAUAGUCAGGAUGCUCCGAUGGGACUAGAUGGUAUAGCAUCGCCAAAGAAAAUCGGACCCAGUAGCGACAAUGGCGAUGGAUGUCUACUGGAAUGCGUGGACGACUGUGUGGGAGAGGGGUGCUGUGCCAUCCCGUCCGAGGCUGCCAGCCACGAUGGCCACGGUAGCCACGAUGGUCACGGUAGCCACGAUGGCCACGGUCAAGAUGGCCGUGAUGACCACGAUCAUUCACAAGGGCACCACUAG